This is a messenger RNA of Rhododendron vialii, 1213 nucleotides long. Its product is annotated as probable carboxylesterase 9. The coding region runs from base 124 to 1083 and encodes 319 amino acids. The record is from RefSeq and is a predicted model, not a curated record. Gene Ontology annotation, molecular function: hydrolase activity. NCBI's taxonomy places the organism in Eukaryota, Viridiplantae, Streptophyta, Magnoliopsida, Ericales, Ericaceae. The transcript is spliced from 2 exons.
AGAAGAAGAAGAAGAAGAAGAAGGAGGAGGAGAAACCAUUCGACUUCAUCAAACCCUCUGAAUUCAUUACAAAGCUUCAUCUCCCAUUCCUAUGCUUUUUUACCUUCAUUACAUUACUAAACCAUGCCUGGAUUCGACGCCUACGACCACCUCAACAUCUCUCUCAACCCCGACGGCACUGUCAACCGCCACCUCAAAAUCCCCUCCCUCCCCGCCACCCCCGAUGUCCUCACCCCCGACCAGCCAACCGUCAGCAAGGACGUGACCCUCAACGCCGACAAGAAAACCUCCCUCCGCAUCUUCCGCCCGACCAAACUGCCGUGCAACGACACCUCCGUCGCCAAGCUCCCGAUAAUCAUUUACGUCCAUGGCGGUGGGUUUAUUGAUUUCAGCCCGGCAACUGCCAUGAUCCACGAUCACUGCAGCAAAAUGGCGGUGGAGAUCCCGGCGGUGCUGGUCUCGGUGGAUUACAGGCUGGCGCCGGAGAGCCGGCUUCCGGCGCAGUACGAGGAUGCGGUUGAUGCGAUACUGUGGGUGAAGAAGCAGGCUGAGUUGGGAGGAGAGGGUGAUGAGUGGCUUAGAGACUACGGUGAUUUCUCGAGGUGCAACCUUUACGGCGCCAGCAACGGCGCAAACAUCGUGUUCCACGCCGCAUUACGAGCCAUGGACCACAAUCUAGAACCGAUGAAGAUCACAGGGCUAAUAUUGAACCAACCCAUGUUCAGCGGGAACAAACGGACGCGAUCCGAGCUCAAAUUCGCCACCGACCAGUUCCUCCCGUUGCCGGCGAUCGACCUCUACUGGCACCUCUCGUUGCCGCCGGGAACGGACAGGGACCACCGGUACUCCAACCCGAUGGCGGAUGGGCCCCACAAGGAGAAGAUAAAGUCUCUGGGGAGGUGUCUGGUGGUAGGGUUCGGAGGAGACCCGAUGGUGGACAAGCAGCAGGCGUUCGUGCAAAUGCUGAUCUUGGAAGGAGUCCCGGUGGAAGCGCGGUUCGACAAUAUCGGGUUCCAUGGGAUCGAUCUGAUCGAUGCCCGACGGGCCGCUGCUCUUUUGACUUUUAUUAAGGAGUUCGUUUGAUUGAUUUUGUUGGUGAGUUUAGGUUUCAUUUGAUGAUGGUUUCAAAACCAUUUGAUUUUACUAUUAAAGUUGUGCUAGCUAGAUGAUUAAUCAUCACAAGGAUAUAUAGCGGAUGCAAGCUGUUCAUCUG